Messenger RNA from Carcharodon carcharias (great white shark), 1033 nucleotides. RefSeq names its product ataxin-2-like protein. Lineage: Eukaryota; Metazoa; Chordata; Chondrichthyes; Lamniformes; Lamnidae. The record is from RefSeq and is a predicted model, not a curated record. Bases 27 to 731 code for a protein of 234 amino acids. The transcript is spliced from 5 exons.
CUCUCUCUCAGCCCGUGUUUGCCUCCAUGAUCCAGAGUAACCCUCGGAUGAUUGGCUCGGCAGCCCACCCCCAGGCCAUCGUGUCCAGCUCUGGUCCUCAGUACCCGCCGGCAGACCAGGCCCCUCCCCAGGCCAUGUACGUGUCGGCCGGAGUUCCCCAGCCUUACACCCACGCGGCCCCGCUGCACCACCACACUCCGCACCCGCAGCCUGCCACCACGCCAACUGGCGGCCAACAACAGGGUCAGCACGCAGCCCCCAGCCCAGUGCAGCACCAGCAGCACCAGACCAACCAACCACCACAUCUGAGUAAUGCACAGGCCCAGCAGAACCUCUACCACGCGGCCCUGACCCCCACCCCACCUUCCAUCACCCCUGGCCCCAACCCUCAGUCCCCACAGACCAGCUUCCCCCAACAGGCGGUGUACGCCAUUCACCCCCAUCAGCAGCUUCAGCACGGAUACAGUAACAUGGCACACGUCACACAGGCACAUGUACAGUCAGGGAUGGCUGCCCCUCACCACCAUCCCGGGACCUCCCACCCUGCUCAGGUCAUGCUGCUGCCUGCCCCCCAGACUCACGGGCAUGGAGGACCACCACAACAGGGUGUGGCGCACAGCGGAGUCGCCACUAUGUCUGCCUCUGCGGCCACGCACUAUACCUACAUUGGGCAUCACCAAGUGCCUGUUCAGCCUCACCAGCAGCAACUAUUCCAUCCACAAGGGAACUGACCGAGCCGGGACACAGGCUGGAUACCAGAACGCCGGUGAUGCGAGUGGAGAAGAGGCUCCCUGAUGUACUUCCUUCUCCUCCUCCAGCACAGCCCCCUGGACCCCACUGACGAGGACAGACAGGAGCCUCCGAGACCCCUCCCUACUCUGGGAGCCAGCAGCAGGCCGGGAGAGCGCACAUAACCCACUCUUUCCCCCUCCCCCUCUCUCCCCUCGCCCUCCAUCUCUCUCCCUCCCCCUCUCUCCCCUCGCCGCCCUCCAUCUCUCCCCUCCCCCCUCUCCCCUCGCCCUCCAUCUCUCCC